Molecule: messenger RNA, 1427 nt
Organism: Malurus melanocephalus (red-backed fairy wren)
Lineage: Eukaryota; Metazoa; Chordata; Aves; Passeriformes; Maluridae
Product: zinc finger protein Eos-like
Exons: 5
Coding region: 144-1418 (424 amino acids)
Biological process (GO): regulation of transcription by RNA polymerase II
Molecular function (GO): DNA-binding transcription factor activity; RNA polymerase II cis-regulatory region sequence-specific DNA binding
Source: RefSeq, a predicted model, not a curated record
UUGGGGGAUUUGGGUUUUUCGGGAGCGGCCGGAGAUUCCCGGAGCGGCUCCCGGGGCUUGGAAUUGGCGGAGAGAGACGGGAGCGGAGGGAACCGGGAACGGGAACCGGGAACGGAGGGACCGGGAACGGGAACCGGAUCGGGAUGAGGCUCCCGGAGAUUCCCAAGGGUGGCCGGGAUUCCCCCCUGGACAAGGAUUUCAGCUCGGCCAUCGUGGGAUCGGCCGCCCGCAGCCCCCCCAGUCCCCGCUCGUCCCCCCGUUCCCCCGGCGGCAAUUCCAUCAAGGUGGAGAUGUCCAGCGAUGAGGACUCUCCCGGCCGCCUCCUUUCCCAGGACAAGGACGGGGUCCUGGGCGAGGAUUCGCCCCCCGAGCCCGAGCCCGAGCCGGAGCCGUUCCCGGAGCCCAACUCGCCGGGYGGGAUCCGCCUGCCCAACGGAAAACUCAAAUGUGACGUGUGUGGGAUGGUGUGCAUCGGCCCCAACGUGCUCAUGGUGCACAAGCGCAGCCACACCGGUGAGACUGGNUUUCCAGUAGCGUCCCCGACCGUGGGCAAACCCUACAAGUGCAGCUCGUGCGGCCGCAGCUACAAACAGCAGAGCAGCCUGGAGGAGCACCGGGAGCGCUGCCACAGCUUCCUCAGGAGCCUCCCCCCGGAGCCCCCCACGCAGCCAGGCGAGAAGCAGAUGCGUUUCGCGCUGUCGGAGCUGCCGUUCGACGUGAGCCCGGCYUUCGAGAAGGACGUGGAGGUGGUGCCGGCCCGCGGGCACGGCCUGGAGCCGCCCUACGCGGGGCCACUGUCGCUGCUGGGCCACGGGGACCCGCUGCGCCCGCUGCGUUUGGCCACCAACUGCAUCACCGAGGUGACUCCGGUCAUCAGCUCCGUGUACACCCAGAUCCAGGCGCUGCCCGCCCGCCUGGAGCUGCCGCGGGGCCGCCAAGCUGCCGACGACGGCUCCGAGGGCAUCCCGGUGAUUUUCCGCAGCCGCAGCAGCCGCGGAGAUGGUGGAGGUGGAGGUGGUGGCAACGGAGGAGACUCGGCGGCGUCGCCGUCCAACGGCUGCCACGACUCCACGGACACCGAGAGCAUCCAGGAGGAGCGCGGAGGAGGAGGAGGAGGAGGAGGAGGAGGAGGCGGCCGGCACAGCCCGGGCUACGCCAAAGAGGAGCCCAAAGAGGCCGAGGGGGCGGCGCGGUGCUUCGGGAAGGAUUCGCUGCGGGUGCUCAACGAGGACGGCGAGGAGCUGCGGGCGUUCUCGUGCGAGCACUGCCGGGUGCUGUUCCUGGACCACGUCAUGUUCACCAUCCACAUGGGCUGCCACGGCUUCAGGGACCCUUUCGAGUGUAACAUCUGCGGCUACCGCAGCCAGGACCGGUACGAGUUCUCCUCCCACAUCGUGCGCGGCGAGCACAAAAUUUGAAAAUCCCCG